AUGCGCCUUCGAUAUAUCGACAAACUGGUCAAUCCUGUUGAUUGCCACAUGUCUGCGCCACGACUCUCUAAUUCAUCCCGCAAGCGCCAGCGUUCAGAGCAAAAUCCGUCUCAAGUGAGCGGAUUAUCCCAAUCAAAAAAGCAGAAGCACGACCACCCAACCGGUUCUCCACCGCAAGAAUUCUGGGACAACCUGUCGAAGCUUUGGUUAACCAAAGGCGCGGUGAGAGAGCUAAACCGAAGGAACGCUCAGCCUACUCCAUACCCAUCUUAUUUGCGGUGCCGAAAACCAAACAGGCCAUUGACUCGUCAGCUUCUGGCUACACUGAAGAAUAAUCGCCGACUCGUCCAGAACGCUGCUGGCUUCCUCCGCGACUGUGUGCCGAAUUAUUCGAAGGAUAUAAAGCAGUUUGCCAGGCACGGUGGUCCGGAUCUCUCGGAUUUGAGGGGUUUCCCAGAACCUAUAAAUCCUCUUGAUCGCACGAUGAACUCGGGUCGGUCCAGGUCUCGACGUCGAAAGCGGUCUGCAACACUUACUCCAUCCUCAAAAACCCAAGGAACCCAAGACACUGAGGUCACCAAAACUACCAGCACUACAGCUUAUAAACGUAACUUCGAACAGAACCUGAUCGACCAUGGUGUCUACCCUCCAGAGUACGAUUAUCCGGACGGUCGGUUCCCCCCAAUACCAGACAACUGGGAGAUCAUCAAUGAAAGAUUAGCCAGACCCCGAGCUUCGCUUUCACCAUCAAGGUUUUCGGAAAAAAAAUUCAAAGAAUUCAGAAAAGCAGAUGCCCAUGCAUCCAAGGAGCAACCAGUGGCAGUCUCAGUGAUUCCAAUUAUUGAGGGCAAGAUCGGCGACGCUAAAUGUGUCGGAGGAGGAUACGCAUUUGGAAACCUGGCUCCCUUGACGGACGGUACUCUUGCUGCCGGCAAGCCAGAUCAUUUCUACGGAGCUCGUCCCGAACAGCUUGACCGAAAUAUCCGCAGCAAGUUAAGUGACCUCAUCAUCCCUUCAACACAGGAUAGUCUCCCGAUGUCGCCGAACUUCUUUCUGGAGGCAAAGGGACCCGAUGGAUCUGCAGCAGUAGCUAGAAGACAGGCGUGCUAUAAUGGCGCGUUGGGUGCUCGAGGUAUUCAGAGCCUUCAGUCAUAUGGGAAAGACAAACCAGUUUACGAUAACAACGCCUAUACAAUUACAUCUACAUACCACGAUGGCACGCUCAAGUUAUACACCUCUCAUUCUAUCCAGCCAGCCCGUUCUGGAGAUCGUCCUGAAUAUAUUAUGACGCAACUCAAAGGGUGGUCUAUGACUGGUGACCCAGUAACUUUUCGUCAGGGAGCAGCCGCUUUUCGGCAUGGCAGAGACUUGGCAAAGGAAUGGAGAGACGGAUUCAUUGAGGCCGCAAAUCGGAGGGUUCCAGACUUGGAUAGCGAAUCUCAAUCUUUUGCAUCCUCUGGCGAAGGGCCAGUUUCUAUUUUAACAGCGGGACCAGUCUUGGUCGAGUCCGAUACAUCAGCCAACGAAACCGAGGCUGAGUAUGAGGAUGCCCUACAAUGGAGCUUCACAGAUCAUGUUGGAGAGGUGGACGAGGAAGAGGAAGAUACCAUUGGAGCGAGUAAAGUUGGCUUUAAAAGGCAGAGGGUUGGCGACAAGGCAGAUGAGCAAGGAUAA
This is a messenger RNA of Histoplasma mississippiense, 1674 nucleotides long. RefSeq lists its product with no specific name. Lineage: Eukaryota; Fungi; Ascomycota; Eurotiomycetes; Onygenales; Ajellomycetaceae. The coding region runs from base 1 to 1674 and encodes 557 amino acids. The transcript has 2 exons. The record is from RefSeq and is a predicted model, not a curated record.